CCCACCUGGCCUAAUACCAUUCCUAGUCAUCACCAUGUCAACGCAUCCGGCUAGUUACCGUAUCGCCCAAGCCAUUGGCCUCAGCGGCGCAGCAUGGCUAUCAGGUAACAUAGCGGCACUCAGUCUAAUCGCCGUGCCAGCCCUGGUAGAAACCCAGAAUGAGACUCCAGUGCCCACGAGUAUUAUCGUCAAGCUAUGGCACAGUUUCUACAACAAGGGCAAGACUCAAAAUCCCCCGAUUGCAGCCGCCACUGCAACGGCUUUUCUGUACCUCGCGUGGUCGGUUCGCGCUGGCGGACCACUGUUUCGGCCGACCACGUAUAACCUUGCUGGGUUCUAUUCGACGGCUGCAGUAUUAACUGUGAGCAUUGUGCCAUUUACAAUUGCCACUAUGAGGAAGACGAAUAAUGCUCUCAUGAGCCUGGCGCAGUCGUCUAAAGAUUUGAGCGCUGCGGAAGAGACUCAGAGCAGUGAUCUGCUGAAGAGGUGGGUCUUUUUGAAUGGUAUCCGGAGUCUUCUGCCUCUUGUGGGGGCGGCGGUGGGUAUGGCUGCGGCUUGGGUUUGAUCUGAAGGAGGGGUGGAAAAGCAGUUGCAGUUCUUGCCCUCGAGGGUGUAACGAUAAAGGCGGGGAUAAUGUAAGAUCUAUGGGGGUCUUAAUGUAAUAUAGAAUGAAUCAGUC
This is a messenger RNA of Aspergillus sclerotioniger CBS 115572, 679 nucleotides long. RefSeq names its product DUF1772 domain-containing protein. Bases 35 to 565 code for a protein of 176 amino acids. Lineage: Eukaryota; Fungi; Ascomycota; Eurotiomycetes; Eurotiales; Aspergillaceae. The transcript has 2 exons. The record is from RefSeq and is a predicted model, not a curated record.